Molecule: messenger RNA, 1539 nt
Organism: Callorhinus ursinus (northern fur seal)
Lineage: Eukaryota; Metazoa; Chordata; Mammalia; Carnivora; Otariidae
Source: RefSeq, a predicted model, not a curated record
CUCCUGCCGCUGGUGGAUGAAACCAAGUGUGAGGGGAAGACAGAGAGUCGCGCGCGCAGGGGUCGCGCGCUCCACCCGCAGGCACGCUCCCUGAGGCCAGCGGCCACCCCUCCCAUGGCGGCGCAAUAUGGCCCGGCCCGGGGCGAGGGGGCGGGGACCCGGCCUUGAAGAGCCGGCCUUUGAGCUAAAGGCGGGAAAUGGCGGAUUCCUCGGGACGCGGGGCUGGGAAACCUUCCACGGGGGGUCCCGGUACUCCCAGUGGUGCUAAGAUGAAAGGAAAAAGAACACAAGGUGGAAGAGUGGUUGAGUCCCGAUACUUGCAGUACGAGAAGAAAACCACCAAAAAGCCUUCUGCAGCAGAUGCAUUAAAGACCAGUGGGAAGAUGCCGGAAGGGGGAAGGAAACUCCAACUGCUCCGGAAGAGCAAAGACAGCAGUGGAAUCGGGAAGGGUGACCUGCAGUCCACGUUGCUGGAAGGGCAUGGCACCGCCCCGCCGGACCUGGACCUCUCAGCCAUCAACGACAAAAGUAUGGUUAGAAAGACUCUGCAAUUAGAAAAAACGAUGUCUAAGAAGACUGAGUCAUCGUCAUUUUCUUCUUCACAGAGAAAGAGCCCGGACCUGUCGGAGGCAAUGGAAAUGAUGGAAUCCCAAACGUUGCUCCUGACCCUGCUGACCGUAAAGAUGGAGAACGGUCUCGCUCCGUUCGAACAAAAGGCAGAGAGGAACUUAUUAAUAAUGUGUAAAGAGAAGGAGAAGCUACAGAAGAAGGCCCACGAGCUGAAGCGCAAACAUCUCCUCACUCAGAGGAAGCGGGAACUAGCAGACGUCCUUGACGCUCAGGUCUCUGCGCUGCGUGUCCCGGGAGGGGGUGCGGUGUGCCCGGCAGGGCAGUCAGAGGGAGUUCUGACGGGAGGUGUCCCUGCCGCCUGGGUGUUGGUAUGUGACAACAGUUUGCAGCGGGAGUUGAUGACCACAUGCCAUCUGCUGGAAGAACUGGGGAUUGGCAGUUUAGAAGAAAACGUGAAAGCUCUGGACCUGCUGAGCGAACUCAAGGAAACAACCCAAAAGAAGGAUCUGGAGCUCCGAAGGAGCUUCGCCCAGGUGCUGGAACUCUCUGCCGAGGCAAGUAAAGAGGCGGCCUUAAUCAACCAAGAGGUCUGGGAAGAAGCCCAGGGCCUGGAGGCCCCCAGCCGGUGGUACUUCAGCCAAGAAGGCGCCUGUGGGGAGGCCCCCGGAGAGGUCGGGACGCCACUCCUGUUGGGCGCCGGUGAGCCACAUGCGGUGUGAGUCUACACGCAAGCUGUGUUCCCCCCUCACAAGUGGGGACCUCCUUGCAAACCGCCGGGAAGAAAGCCCAUCCCCUCCCCCUGGAUCAGGGCAUACGUGUGCCAUGGUGGCGCGUGUGUGACACUCUGGGAACUCAAGCACUUUAGACACUAGUUUAGCAAUGUAGCUGUUUUUGUAUGAGCGUAUCACUUGUUAUGUAAAGAAUAAAACUUGUGCAUUUGAGCCUCGGUUGCUAUGUCAGGGACCAGGA